GUUCCUCGCCUGCGUGAUACAGCGGCACCGACUUGUGGACGCGCAUCUCCGACUGGCUCUUCCGAGGCUGGCGCCCAGCAAAAUGCCACAGCGAGUCCAGGAGCCGGCCGCUCUGAGGCGCUGGCAGGACUUGUGGCGCCAGCGGCGCUAAAGUGCGGCGCUCGCUCGCGGACCCGGGGCGCUCUUGAAUGGGGUCCUCGGAGGCGGAAUCCUCGCUGAAACACGGUGCAGGCUCCUCCAGGCGCCGAAGGGAAGGGAAGGGGAGGCGAGGGGGGAGAAAACGCCCUGUUGCCGCCGCUCCAAAAACUUUGAGCUGCGAGUUUCGGAGCGAGUGAAUCCUCGCUGCGGCGCUGCAGCAGCUACUAGCUAAACUUCCCUCCUGGAUCGUCCAGCUCGCAUUCUUGGACUCUUUUCCUCGUCGCUGUUAGGAGGCGGUUCGGGUGGGCUCGGGUCGCCCGAGGCAGCCCCGCUAGGCCCGUUGGCCAUUAGCCUCGAACAAAGACGGAACACGGAGUGUGCAGCGCUUCAGAGGUCAGAAUGUCCAGCGGCGCCGAGCGGAGGAUGGAAACCCGCCUGAGGAGGCUGGAGGACAUGAUCCGGAACCCCAGGUCCGCCGUCAACCUGGAGAGUCUGCUGGACUCCAUCAACGCUCUGGUCCUGGACCUGGACUACCCAGCGCUGAGGAAGAACAAGAACAUCGACACCUUCUUACACAGAUAUGAAAAAGUCAUGGGACAAGUGCGAGAACUGCAGAUGAAGUCCGAGGACUUUGACAGGGUGAAGGUGAUCGGCAGAGGGGCGUUUGGAGAGGUCCAGCUGGUCCGUCACAAGGCCUCACAGAAGGUUUAUGCCAUGAAGCUCCUGAGCAAGUUUGAGAUGAUCAAGCGCUCCGACUCGGCCUUCUUCUGGGAGGAGAGGGACAUCAUGGCGUUCGCCAACAGCCCCUGGGUUGUGCAGUUGUGCAGCGCCUUCCAGGACGAGCACUACCUCUACAUGGUGAUGGAGUACAUGCCCGGGGGGGACCUGGUCAACCUCACCAGCACCUACGACGUGCCCGAGAAGUGGGCCAAGUUCUACACGGCCGAGGUGGUGAUGGCCCUGGACGCCAUCCACUCCAUGGGCUUCGUCCACCGCGACGUCAAGCCCGACAACAUGCUGCUGGACCGACACGGUCACCUGAAGCUGGCCGACUUCGGCACCUGCAUGAAGAUGGACUCGAGCGGCGUGGUGCACUGCGACACGGCCGUGGGGACGCCGGACUACAUCUCUCCUGAGGUGCUGAAGUCUCAGGGCGGAGACGGCUGUUACGGCAGAGAGUGCGACUGGUGGUCGGUGGGCGUCUUCGUCUUCGAGAUGCUCGUGGGUGACACGCCCUUCUAUGCCGACUCUCUGGUGGGGACCUACAGCAAGAUCAUGGAUCAUAAGAACUCGCUCAACUUCCCGGACGACGUGGAGAUCUCCAGAGACGCCAAGAGCAUCAUCUGCGCUUUCCUGACCGACAGGGAGGUGCGGUUGGGCAGGAACGGCGUGGAGGACAUCAAGCGGCAUCCUUUCUUCAGGAACGACCAGUGGACCUUUGACACCAUCAGAGACAUGGUGGCGCCGGUGGUCCCGGAGCUGAGCAGCGACAUCGACACCAGCAACUUCGAUGAGAUCGAGGAGGACAAAGGCGACGUGGAAACCUUCCCCACCCCAAAAGCUUUUGUGGGGAACCAGCUUCCGUUCGUCGGCUUCACCUACUUCAAAGAAGACCAGUUGCUCAACGCCUCCAACAACUCUUCUUCAGCUCACGAAAGCACCAAAGAGUCUGCGGCUCUGCAGAAGAAACUGCGCCAAAUGGAAGUUCAGCUGAACAACGAGAAGCAAGUCCGAGAUGAUCUGGAUCACAAAUACAGAGCCACCUCCAGUCGUCUGGACAAAGUCUCCAAGGAACUGGAAGAGGAGCUCUGCAGCAGGAAGACUCUGGAGUCCAGCCUCCGGCAGCUGGAGCGGGAGAAGGCCCUGCUGCAGCACAAGAGCCUGGAGAGUCAGCGGAGGGCCGAGGGCGAGGCGGACAGGAAGCGCUGUCUGGAGAACGAAGUCAACAGCCUGAGAGACCAGCUGGACGACGUGAAGAGGAGGAACCACAACUCCCUCAUUUCAAAUGAGAAGAACCUUCACCUGCAGAAGCAGCUGGAGGAAGCCAACGCGCUGCUGCGGGCGGAGGCCGAGGCGGCCACCCGGCUGCGGAAGAGCCAGACGGAGAGCGGCAAGCAGCUGCAGCAGCUGGAGCUCAACGUGCGCGAGCUGCAGGACAAGUGCUGCGUGCUGGAGCGCAGCAAGCUCAGCCUGGAGAAGGAGUGCGUCGGCCUGCAGGCGGCGCUGGAGGCCGAGCGGCGGGAGCACAGCCAGGGCUCCGAGACCAUCAGCGACCUGACGGGUCGCAUCUCCAGCCUGGAGGAGGAGGCCCGGCAGCAUCGGCAGGCGCUGGCCAAGACCGAGGCCGAGAAACGGCAGCUGCAGGAGAAGCUCACCGACCUGGAGAAGGAGAAGAGCAACAAGGAGAUCGACCUGACCUACAAGCUGAAGGUGCUGCAGCAGGAGCUGGAGCAGUCGGAGACCUCGCACAAGAGCACCAGAGCGCUCUUGGCUGACAGGAGCCAGAUCAAAGCCACAAUCGAGGGCGCCAAGUCCGAGUCCAUGAAGGAGGUGGAGCAGAAGCUGGCCCAGGAGCGGGCGGCCAAAAUGCGCCUGGAGAACCAGAUCCUGGAGCUGGAGAAGCACAGCAGCAUGAUGGACUGCGACUACAAGCAAGCGCUGCAGAAGCUGGACGAGCUGCGGCGACACAAGGACCGGCUGACCGAGGAGGUGAAGAACCUGACGCUGAAGAUCGAGCAGGAGACCCAGAAGAGGAACCUGACCCAGAACGACCUGAAGGCUCAGAACCAGCAGCUCAACUCCCUGCGGACGUCGGAGAAGCAGCUGAAGCAGGAGACCAACCACCUGCUGGACAUCAAGCGCAGCCUGGAGAAGCAGAACCAGGAGCUGCGCAGAGAAAGGCAGGACGCCGACGGGCAGAUGAAGGAGCUGCAGGACCAGCUGGAGGCCGAGCAGUACUUCUCGACUCUGUACAAGACCCAGGUCCGGGAGCUGAAGGAGGAGUGCGAGGAGAGGAACAAGCUCUACAAGGAGGUGCAGCAGUCGGUGCAGGACCUGCAGGAGGAGAGGGACUCGCUGGCGGCGCAGCUGGAGAUCACGCUGACCAAAGCCGACUCGGAGCAGCUGGCCCGCUCCAUCGCAGAGGAGCAGUACUCGGACCUGGAGAAGGAGAAGAUCAUGAAGGAGCUGGAGCUGAAGGAGAUGAUGGCGCGUCACCGCCAGGAGCUGGCCGAGAAGGAUGUCACCAUCGGCUCGCUGGAGGAGGCCAACCGGACCUUGACCAGCGACGUGGCCAACCUGGCCAACGAGAAGGAGGAGCUGAACAAGCAGGUGAAGGAGGCCGUCUCGGAGUCGGAGAGGUCGCGGGACUGGGAGCAGCAGCUCAGCCAGAUGAAGGCGGCGUUGGAGAAGCAGCUGCAGUCGGAGCGCACGCUGAAGACCCAGGCCGUCAACAAGCUGGCGGAGAUCAUGAACAGGAAGGAGGUGCGCGGAGGAGGCAGUCGCCGCGGCAACGACGGCGACAUGCGGAGGAAGGAGAAGGAGAACAGGAAGCUGCAGCUGGAGUUGAGGUCGGAGAAGGAGAAGCUCAACAGCUCCAUCAUCAAGUACCAGAGGGAGAUCAACGACAUGCAGGCGCAACUGUCUGAGGAGAGCCAGAUGAGGAUCGAGCUGCAGAUGGCGCUGGACAGCAAAGACAGUGACAUCGAGCAGCUGCGGAACCUGCUGCAGUCGCUCAGCGUCCAGUCCGUGGACUCUGCCAGCGUCUGCAGCGGCCCCGACUUGGACGCGGACGACGCCUUGACGGAGACGCGGCUGGAAGGCUGGCUGGCGCUGCCGGUGAGGAACAACACCAAGAGGUUCGGCUGGGAGAGGAAGUACGUGGUGGUGAGCAGCAAGAAGAUCCUCUUCUACAGCAGCGAGCAGGACAGGGAGCAGUCCAUCCCCUACAUGGUGCUGGACAUCGACAAGCUCUUCCACGUGAGGCCCGUGACCCAGACGGACGUGUACCGGGCCGACGCCAAGGAGAUCCCCCGGAUCUUCCAGAUCCUCUACGCCAACGAGGGCGAGAGCAAGAAGGAGCCCGAGUUCCCGGUGGAGCCGCUGGCCCUCGGGGAGAAGAGCAGCUACAUCUGCCACAAAGGCCACGAGUUCAUCCCCACGCUCUACCACUUCCCCACCAACUGCGAGGCCUGCACCAAGCCGCUGUGGAACAUGUUCAAGCCGCCGCCGGCGCUGGAGUGCCGACGCUGCCACAUCAAGUGCCACAAGGACCACAUGGACAAGAAGGAGGAGGUCAUCGCCCCCUGCAAAGUCAACUACGACGUGUCCACGGCCAAGAACCUGCUGCUGCUGGCCGGGUCCCAGGAGGAGCAGCAGAAGUGGGUGGGCAGACUGGUGAAGAAGAUCCCCAAGAAGCCGCCGGCGCCGGACACCCUGGCGCGCUCCUCGCCGCGCGCCUCCAUGAAGGUCCAGCCCAGCCAGUCCCUGAGGAGGCCCAGCCGCCAGCUGCCCACCAGCAAGAGCAGUUAAGGACGCGGCGGCGGCGUCUCACUCUGAUGGAUGUUUCACCUCAAGCCUCGCCGUCAGGACUGGCCAGGAGGCAGAGACGCUGCAGGGCCGGUCAAGACGCGGGGCUGAAGCUCCGCCACCUCCCUGGACCCAGCAGCUGCGCUCCAGUGGAGGCGCUCACCGUUUCUUUUUGCUCCAGCGUUUGGUGUGAUGUUCUUCUGUUGACAUGAGCCCGUGGACUGUGUGUGUGUGUGUGUCUGCCCAGUGGCCUCCUUUAACCAAGACGCAUGUUUUAUACCCGAAACUACACACAGCAUAGAUUUUAAACUUUGUACCGAAGGGUUUGCAUGUUUGUAAUGAUCCUAACCACUUGGACAAUAAAGACGUGGAUGUGCCGUCGGCCUCCGGGCCUGUGCUUCUGCUGGGGUGAGGGGCUGGUCUCAACAGCACGUCUUUUAUUUAGAAAAGGUUCUGAUAAGAAAUUCAGUCUGGACCCUGAGGAGGAGUUUCACGCGGCAAUGUAAACGCGUUGUGGUGGCCACUGGAAUGUUCUCAGCCGAGGUCACCCCCGGGAGGCACGUCUGCGCCGCUCCCUCAGCGCCGCUCCCUCAGCGCCGUCCGCUGCUCUCAGUCUUGCUUCUUGGCUCCGCCCCCGCCGCGCUUCUGGUAGUGCAGGACGGUGAGCAGCACCCAGGCGUUGAGCGAGGUGGUCACCAUGAAGCGCACCAGAACUGGCCAAGGACAGCGCGGGUUAGAGGCUGCUCUCUCUCUCUCUCUGUGUGUGUGUGUGUGUGUGUCAGCGAGGGUCCGGGUCACUCACCCUGC
Molecule: messenger RNA, 5472 nt
Organism: Synchiropus splendidus (mandarinfish)
Lineage: Eukaryota; Metazoa; Chordata; Actinopteri; Syngnathiformes; Callionymidae
Gene: rock2a
Product: rho-associated, coiled-coil containing protein kinase 2a
Exons: 31
Coding region: 538-4668 (1376 amino acids)
Biological process (GO): actomyosin structure organization; embryonic morphogenesis; peptidyl-threonine phosphorylation
Cellular component (GO): centrosome; cytoplasm; cytoskeleton
Molecular function (GO): Rho-dependent protein serine/threonine kinase activity; small GTPase binding; ATP binding
Source: RefSeq, a predicted model, not a curated record